CCGCGGGGCAGAACCGGGGCCCAGCGGGGCGGAGAGAAGAAGUGCUCGUGGGCAUCCUACAUGACCAACUCGCCCACCCUCAUCGUGAUGAUCGGGCUGCCAGCGCGCGGCAAGACCUACGUCUCCAAGAAGCUGACACGUUACCUCAACUGGAUUGGGGUGCCCACCCGAGUGUUCAAUUUAGGGGUGUAUCGCCGGGAAGCUGUCAAGUCCUACAAAUCCUAUGACUUCUUCAGGCACGAUAACAAAGAAGCGAUGGAGAUCCGCAAACGAUGUGCCUUGGUGGCCCUACAGGACGUGAAGGCUUACCUCCUGGAGGAGUGUGGGCAGAUAGCUGUGUUUGAUGCAACCAACACAACUCGGGAAAGACGGGACCUGAUCUUAAAUUUUGCUAAGGAAAAUGCUUUCAAGGUGUUCUUUGUGGAAUCCGUGUGUGACGAUCCGGAGGUCAUUGCUGCCAACAUCCUGGAGGUGAAAGUCUCCAGCCCCGAUUACCCCGAAAGAAACAGGGAGAAUGUGAUGGAUGAUUUCCUGAAGAGGAUCGAGUGCUACAAGGUCACGUACCAACCCCUCGAUCCUGAUGAGUACGACAAAGAUCUUUCCUUCAUUAAAGUGAUCAAUGUGGGACAACGGUUCCUAGUGAACAGAGUCCAAGAUUACAUCCAGAGCAAAAUCGUCUAUUACCUAAUGAACAUCCACGUGCAGCCACGCACCAUCUACCUCUGCCGGCACGGCGAGAGCGAGUACAACCUCCUUGGCAAGAUUGGAGGGGACUCUGGGCUGUCACCACGCGGCAAGCAGUUUGCACAGGCGCUGAAGAAGUUCAUUGAGGAGCAGGAGAUCGUGGAGCUGAAGGUGUGGACCAGCCAGCUGAAGCGCACCAUCCAGACAGCUGAGUCACUGGGGGUGACCUAUGAGCAGUGGAAGAUCCUCAAUGAGAUUGAUGCUGGGGUGUGCGAAGAGAUGACGUACGCAGAGAUCGAAGCCAAAUACCCUGAUGAGUUUGCCUUGAGGGAUCAGGAGAAAUACCUCUAUCGCUAUCCUGGAGGAGAGUCCUACCAGGACUUGGUUCAGCGCCUGGAGCCCGUAAUUAUGGAGCUGGAGAGGCAGGGCAACGUCCUUGUCAUCUCCCACCAGGCAGUGAUGAGGUGCCUCCUGGCUUACUUUCUGGAUAAGAGUGCAGAUGAGCUGCCCUACCUGCGCUGCCCCCUGCAUGCCAUCCUCAAGCUCACCCCGGUCGCAUACGGUUGUAAAGUGGAAACGAUCAGCCUGAACGUGGAAGCAGUGAACACCCACCGGGACAAACCUUCCCUGAACUCAAGCUGCCUUCCCAUGAUCCAGAGCCCAGGCAGGAUGAGGAGGAGCAGCCUGACGCCGCUGGCCAGCACGGCCACGGAGCAGCGCCCGCGGCACCACAGCGUUGGGAGCGGCCCCACUGACCUGCAGGUUCGAGGUGCAGCUGCUCAACCCCGGCUGCAAACCACUGUCCAGGUGGUGCCCUGCUCUGCUUCCCCUCCCGUGCCACCCAUGUCACCCAACCAUGGCUGUAGUCCUGGCAGAAAUAACCCGAAAUGCCCAAACGCCACUGGGAAUCGUUCUGCGUUAGGCACUCUUAAAAUAAACAAGGAAACGCAUGAAAAUUUCUCCAUUAAGCUCGAAUUGUGGUGCCAGAGGUUUAUAAAACCCUGCCCCGUGCAGGCAAGCUUCCAUCAGUAGGGUGGUUCAUUCUGGGUCGUGCUUUCCAACAAAAGCUUGAUUGGAAAGAGUUACAAAUAUCAGCUCUGUCCAAAUGUGUUGGUGCAGCCAAGUGCUGCUCCAAGCUGGAGUGCAGUUGGUGGGGAAAUCCCUGUGCUCAGUGCCUACGUACGUUCCUAUGGAUCCCACCAGCAGCUGGUUGAGCAAAGGUUGGGCUCCUGGUGUUUGGGUGCUGCUUGUUUUUUGCCACCUAACACUUCUUUUGGUUUGAAAUCACAUUGAGCCCCAUAGGGUGGUAUGUGAAGCCCCGUUUGCUUCUUUGCAGGAUGAAAAUUGGUUCUCUUUGCUGUGUCCCAUCACAUGAGGUGGAGGGGGAGGGUGGGGGCUCCUGGUUGGGGUCCUUGUGCAUUUUGUUCCCCUCGGUGCAGUGUGAGACUUGUCAGUAAAACUGUGGCUCUUCUAUAGGGGACUUCAUUUUCAGAUAACAACAAACAGCUUUAACCUCAGACAUUUCACAGCUCGAUAUUUUCCAAGCUGUUUGCAGUUUUGCUGCUUGUAGUUGUGAUGCUGUAGCAUCAAAAGCUUUGAAGCUCAGGAGCCACUGCUUUCAAUGUGGGUGGGGAUGGUGAGUGCUGUCCUGGAGCUCUGCCCUGGAUGGAGCCACUCAAUGAGCUGCUGCAGCUCAGGUGCAAGCCUGCAGUGAUCUCCCUACCCUGAACCCCUUGGGUUGCUUCCCUUCUUUCCUCAUUUCCUUCACUCCUGUUACUGUUGCUUGUAAACUACCUUUAAAAUGCACUUUGAGCUCUCCUAUGCUGUUUCUUUUU
Molecule: messenger RNA, 2519 nt
Organism: Meleagris gallopavo (turkey)
Lineage: Eukaryota; Metazoa; Chordata; Aves; Galliformes; Phasianidae
Gene: PFKFB2
Product: 6-phosphofructo-2-kinase/fructose-2,6-biphosphatase 2
Biological process (GO): fructose 2,6-bisphosphate metabolic process; fructose metabolic process
Cellular component (GO): cytosol
Molecular function (GO): ATP binding; fructose-2,6-bisphosphate 2-phosphatase activity; 6-phosphofructo-2-kinase activity
Source: RefSeq, a predicted model, not a curated record